Molecule: messenger RNA, 1830 nt
Organism: Trichosporon asahii var. asahii CBS 2479
Lineage: Eukaryota; Fungi; Basidiomycota; Tremellomycetes; Trichosporonales; Trichosporonaceae
Exons: 1
Coding region: 1-1830 (609 amino acids)
Molecular function (GO): flavin adenine dinucleotide binding; monooxygenase activity
Source: RefSeq, a predicted model, not a curated record
AUGACCAAGAACACCGACGUCCCCGCCGGCUCCGGCACUGCCCUCGAGAAGGCGACUCGCUGGUUCGACGCCCUCCAGAACGCUCUCGACGGCAACGACACUGCCCGCGCCUCGCAGCUCUUCUGCAAGGAGUCGUAUUGGCGUGACCUCAUUGCGUUCUCGUGGAACCUGACGACGGUCGAGGGCCCCGAGGGCGUCAAGGACCUGCUCGAUAAUACCCUCCCGCAGGCCGGCCCGACCAAGUGGAAGGCGACCGAGGCCGACGAGGCCGAUGGUGUCGUCACCGCCUGGUUCGAGUUCGAGACCAAGUACGGCCGCGGCUGGGGCAUCAACCGCCUCAAGGAGGAGGACGGACAGCUUAAGUCGUGGACGCUCAUCACGUCCAUGACCGAGCUCAAGGGCCACGAGGAGCCCAAGGGCACCCGCCGCCCGAUGGGUGCCGAGCACGGCGCCAACAAGCACCGCGUCACCUGGAAGGAGAAGAAGGAGCUGGAGGAGAAGAACCUCGAGUCGGGUGAGGAGUCGCCGUACGUCCUCGUCCUCGGUGGUGGCCAGGGUGGUAUCGCCCUCGGCGCCCGUCUGCGCCAGCUCGGCGUCCCCUCGGUCGUCAUUGACCGCUCCUCGCGCCCCGGAGACCAGUGGCGUGGCCGCUACAAGUCGCUCUGUCUCCACGACCCCGUUUGGUACGACCACCUCCCCUACAUCAAGUUCCCGGACAACUGGCCCCAGUUCACGCCCAAGGACAAGAUUGCCGACUGGCUCGAGUUCUACACCAAGGUCAUGGAGGUCCCGUACUGGAGCAACACGACCGCGCACAAGGCGACGUACGACCCCAAGGAGAAGCGCUGGGAGGUCCGCGUCACCAAGGACGGCGAGGACCUCGUCCUCCGCCCGACCCAGCUCGUCCUCGCCACCGGCAUGUCGGGCAAGGCCAAGAUCCCCACCUUCCCCGGCCAGGAUGUCUUCAAGGGCGAGCAGCAGCACUCGUCGCAGCACCCCGGCCCCGACGCCUACCGGGGGAAGAAGGUUGUCGUUGUUGGCUCGAACAACUCGGCCUUCGACAUUUGCGGUGCUCUCUGGGAGCACGACGCCGACGUCACCAUGGUCCAGCGCUCUUCUACGCUGAUCGUCAAGUCCGACUCGCUCAUGGACAUUGCCCUCGGCGAUCUUUACUCUGAGCGCGCCCUCGCCAACGGUAUCACCACCGAGAAGGCCGACCUCAUCUUCGCCUCGCUUCCCUACCGCAUCAUCCACGAGUUCCAGAUCCCUACCUACCAGAAGAUCCAGGAGAAGGACAAGGCGUUCUACGACAAGCUCGCCUCGGCCGGCUUCGACACGGACAUGGGUGACGACGGCUCGGGACUCUUCGUCAAGUACCUCCGCCGUGCCUCUGGAUACUACAUCGACGUCGGUGCCGCCGACCUCGUCGCCGACGGCUCGGUCAAGCUCGCCAAGGGCGAGGUCUCGCACCUGGACGAGGACGGUGUCGUCCUUGCCUCUGGCCAGAAGCUCCCGGCCGACCUCGUCGUCUACGCUACCGGCUACGGAAGCAUGAACCAGUGGGCCGCCGAGCUCAUCGACCAGGAGACCGCCGACAAGGUCGGCAAGGUCUGGGGCCUCGGCUCCAACACCACCCUCGACCCCGGACCCUGGGAGGGCGAGCAGCGCAACAUGUGGAAGCCGACGCAGCAGGAGAACCUGUGGUUCCACGGCGGUAACCUCCACCAGUCCCGCCACUACUCGCUCUACCUCGCCCUCCAGCUCAAGGCCCGCUACGAGGGCCUCGACACCCCCGUCUACCGCCUCCAGGAGUCGUACCACAAGAAGUAA